Knipowitschia caucasica is the source of this 552-nucleotide messenger RNA. The record is from the annotation of a GenBank genome assembly. Lineage: Eukaryota; Metazoa; Chordata; Actinopteri; Gobiiformes; Gobiidae.
AUGCUGACCAUGUCCAGCCAGAAAUUAGAUAUAAGAUUGUGCGACGGCUUCAACAUCGACACCAAGAACCCGCGGAUCAUUAAAGGGCCCAAGCAGGCUCAGUUUGGGUACACGGUGCAGCAGCAUGUGGCGGCGGGCGGCGAGAAAUGCUCUGUCCUAGGCUGUCCUGGGCUGUCCCGGGCUGUCCAGCUCUGUCCUGGGCUGUCCUGGGCUGUCCAGCUCUGUCCAGCUCUGUCCUGGGCUGUCCAGCUCUGUCCUGGGCUGUCCUGGGCUGUCCUGGGCUGUCCAGCUCUGUCCAGCUCUGUCCUGGGCUGUCCAGCUCUGUCCUGGGCUGUCCUGGGCUGUCAUGGGCUGUCCCGGGCUGUCCAGCUCUGUCCUGGGCUGUCUUGGGCUGUCAUGGGCUGUCCUGGGCUGUCCAGCUCUGUCCAGCUCUGUCCUGGGCUGUCCAGCUCUGUCCUGGGCUAUCCUGGGCUGUCAUGGGCUGUCCCGGGCUGUCCAGCUCUGUCCUGGGCUGUCCAGCUCUGUCCUGGGCUGUCCUCUCUCGCUGUGUGA